AUGGAAGUCCCGUCACCACCACAGCCGUCAUCAAAGCCCAAACCGCGCCUUGAUAUCGUCGCCUCGGGCAGUCCAGAAAGCCAGCAGCAUGGCAAAACUCACAGCGCACUACUAGAUCGGUCUUCUUCCUCACUAGGAAUCAGGCCGUUUUUCAAGAGCCUUGAGUGGUCUGCAGACGGAACCACCGUCAUCGCCUCGUCCUCAGAUGACCGCAUCUGCAGCUAUGUCCUCCCACAAAGCCUUCUGGAGCCGCGGCAGGCUCCCUUUUCGCUCUCCCCACAGGGCGUCCUGACGCUUCCUGAGCCAUCAAGGGCCAUCGCUCCCUGCCCAUACUAUUCCUUGGGCUAUCCUUUGACCCAGACCGUCCUGGUUGCCUGCAAGGAUCACCCCAUACAGCUUCUCAGCGCUUUCCCGGAUGGGCUGCCGGAGGAAUCGCUCCGCCAAGAGGAUGCCGAUGACGAGGAGGAGGAAGAAGAACCCACAAACACGUUGCCCGCCUCCCCCUCCGCAUCUUCCGUCUCAAGCGCAUCAUCCUCUUCUUCCACAUCAUCACGCGCGCCGUCUCAGGCGCGCCGCCCGCAGCACCAACCCCCAUUAGCCUCCUACAGUCUCAUCAAGCGGGAGACCGAGGCCUUUUUAACGUCGUCCUCUAUUAUCUGGCAGGCCCCAGGCACCCACUUCGUCGCCGGCUCUAAUAACCUGAUUGCCUACUUCGACGCCUCUAGGACGGGUGAGGGCCCCGUCUCGCGCAUCCCCACCAUCCCGUCCACUCGCCACCUCCUAAAGGGCGGCGGCGUUGGUAUGAAGGGCACCGUGUCCGCCCUUGCCGCCCAGCCCGACACCAGCCUGGUCGCCGCCGGGACGUGGACGCGCUGGGUCGGGCUCUACGACCUCUCCCGCGCCGACUCGUGCGCCAUCUGGUCGCCCUGCGGCCGCUACCUGGUCCUCAACGAGCGACGCUCCACCAGCCUGGCCGUCUACGACGUCCGCGUCACCGGCCGCCUGCUGUCCCGGCUUGUUGACCGCGACGCCGACACGAACCAGUGCCUCGGUUGCGACGUCUUCGCCUCGCCGGCAGGUGAGGGGGCCGACGGCAGCAUUUUCGAGAUCUGGGCCGGCACUCGCGACGGCCGCGUCCUAGCCUGGGAUGCUGUUGGCGGCCAUGCUAGCGACGGCGGCGAGGAACGUUUGUCAUCCCAUACCUGGGAAUGGCAAGCGCACGGCACCGCGUCUGCUGUUGGGAGUACCGCCCUGCACCCCGGCGGCUCGGUCCUGGCCACCUGCGCGGGCUCAUGGGAAGUCGUAGUCGACGAAAGCGAUAGCGAGGAUUCGGACGCAGAUGGCGUAGCUGGCCGCCGCAUCAGAAGGCCAGCACUCAGGACAUCGGAUGACACCAGCCUCAGGAUAUGGAGCAUCGGCUCAGGGGGCGACACACCAGGUCAGGACUAAGACGACGCAGGCGCAGUCACUAACAGUCUUGGAUGGAUUUACACGCCGCAGCGCUUUGUCGAGCAAAAUAUGGUCCUGCUCUCGUCUAUUCAAGCCAAUUCACGCAUUUGCGUUGGCUCCGUUCAAGCAACUGACAGGAUAGAUCUGGCCCUUACUGUGAAUGACCUAGCCGGAAAAGAUUGCAAAAGUACCCCUGUAAAUGAAUCGCAAAUUGACCACGUCGGAGAUCGUCAAGAAAGAUGUCGUGUCCGC
Molecule: messenger RNA, 1701 nt
Organism: Gaeumannomyces tritici R3-111a-1
Lineage: Eukaryota; Fungi; Ascomycota; Sordariomycetes; Magnaporthales; Magnaporthaceae
Exons: 2
Coding region: 1-1449 (482 amino acids)
Molecular function (GO): protein binding
Source: RefSeq, a predicted model, not a curated record